AUUGUCCAUGCAAAUUAAAAAAAAAAAAGAACUUUCUUAUGGCACUCUCUAAUUCAGAGGAAACAAAUAAUGGCGUUGCAUACACACAAUUACCGGAGGCGGAGACCGCCUCCCAUAAUUCUCCGGCAUCAACAUACGGGAGAUCGAAAAGAGUUACGUUUAUGAUAUUAACAACGUUUGUGGUGUUUAUAUUAUUUUUCGUAGCGGUAAAAUACGGUAGUUAUGAAGAUAUUGAUGAUGUAAAUCCAGGAUCGGAUCCAUCACAAGAUACGGUGUGUAACAUACUCGGCUCUAAUCUAAUGCCAUUGACCACCAUGAGGAUGGUGGAGCGUGGUGUGGCGGAAGGCGUCUCUGCCAAGUCACAUGGACAUUUUUUGGGUGCACGGCCAUUUCCGUGGACCAAAAAUAUGUUGAUUUGGCAAAGAACGUCCUUCCACUUUCAACCUAAGAAGAAUUGGAUGAAUGAUCCGAAUGGUCCAUUAUACUACAAAGGAUGGUACCAUUUGUUCUAUCAAUACAAUCCAGAGGCAGCUGUAUGGGGAAACAUUGUGUGGGGCCAUGCAGUCUCACGCGACCUAAUCCACUGGCAGCAUCUGCCAGUGGCCAUGGUAGGUGAUCAAUGGUACGACAUUAACGGUGCAUGGACCGGAUCCGCUACCUUUUUACCAGAUGGUAGUCUCAUCAUGUUAUACACCGGGUCAACCAACGAAUCGGUCCAGGUCCAAAACCUGGCGUACCCAGCCGACCCAUCAGAUCAUCUCUUAAGAAAAUGGGUCAAGUAUGAGGGCAACCCGGUCCUGGUCCCACCACCCGGUAUUGCCAAGAAGGACUUCCGUGACCCCACGACCGCGUGGACCACGCCGGAGGGCAAAUGGCGGAUUACUAUUGGCUCAAAAGUUAAUAAAACCGGAAUCUCAUUGGUCUAUGACACAGUUGAUUUUAAGAAUUUUGAAUUAUUAGAAGGUGUGUUACAUGGUGUACCGGGUACGGGUAUGUGGGAGUGUGUGGACUUUUACCCGGUAUCGAAAGUUGCUGAAAAUGGGCUGGACACUUCAGAAAAUGGGCCUGCAGUUAAACAUGUAUUGAAGUCCAGCCUCGACGAUGAUCGAAAUGACUAUUAUGCCCUUGGUACGUAUGAUGCAUUGAAUGGAAAAUGGGUUCCAGAUAACCCAACUAUUGAUGUUGGCAUUGGACUAAGAUAUGAUUAUGGUAAUUUUUAUGCAUCAAAAACAUUUUAUGACCAAGAGAAAAAGAGAAGAGUCCUUUGGGCUUGGAUCAAAGAAACUGAUAGUGAAGCUGCUGAUAUUUGCAAGGGUUGGGCCUCACUUCAGCCAAUUCCAAGGACUAUAAAGUUUGAUAAGAAGACUGGAAGCAACAUAAUUACAUGGCCAGUGUCAGAGGUAGAAACUUUGAGAUCAAACAGAGUCGAAUUUGAUAAGGUUAAGGUUAAUCCAGGGUCAAUUGUCCCACUAGAAGUUGGUUCCGCCGCUCAGUUGGACAUAAUGGCUGAAUUUGAAGUAAACCAAAAGGUGUUGGAGAGAAUAGAUGGUAGUAAUGGAACAUAUGAUUGUAUAAACAGUGGUGGGUCUGCUGAACGUGGUGCAUUUGGACCAUUUGGUUUAUUGGUUCUAACAGAUAAUGGCUUAUCAGAACAAACACCAAUCUAUUUCUACAUUGCUAAGGAUGCUAAAGGCAAUUUCAACACUUUUUUCUGCAAUGAUCUCACCAGGUCAUCUGAAGCAUCAGAUGUUCAUAGAUUAAUGUAUGGCAGCACUGUUCCAGUUCUCCAAGGAGAGAAACUUACUCUAAGAACACUGGUGGAUCAUUCAAUAGUAGAAAGUUUUGCACAAGGUGGAAGGACAGCUAUAACAUCAAGGGUAUAUCCAACAAAGGCAAUAUAUGAAGAUGCUAAGCUCUAUUUAUUUAACAAUGCCACUGAUAUUAGCAUUACUGCCACACUCAAGAUUUGGCAAAUGGAUUCUGCUAAUAUACAAUCUACUUAUACUUAAUUAAUUCCACCGAUAAUUAUAAUGUACCGAGAUAUAUCAUUUAUUGAUAUUUCUUAAUUUUUGAUUUUCCACCAUGUAUUUGUUUUGUGGCAUUCUUUUAUUUAUUUUUUAUUGUAAUAAUUUCAUCUUUCCCAUUUUUCCUUUUUUAUUCCCUCCGUUUAUGUACUCCGGAUAUCUUCAUUAGUGAAACUCAAAUAAUGAAGAAACCAGUGAAGUGUUUUAUCA
Capsicum annuum is the source of this 2234-nucleotide messenger RNA. Its product is annotated as acid beta-fructofuranosidase 2, vacuolar. Lineage: Eukaryota; Viridiplantae; Streptophyta; Magnoliopsida; Solanales; Solanaceae. The coding region runs from base 39 to 2009 and encodes 656 amino acids. Gene Ontology annotation, molecular function: beta-fructofuranosidase activity. The record is from RefSeq and is a predicted model, not a curated record. The transcript is spliced from 7 exons. Gene Ontology annotation, biological process: carbohydrate metabolic process.